This is a messenger RNA of Chelmon rostratus (copperband butterflyfish), 684 nucleotides long. RefSeq names its product myosin light chain 1, cardiac muscle-like. The coding region runs from base 1 to 594 and encodes 197 amino acids. The transcript has a single exon. NCBI's taxonomy places the organism in Eukaryota, Metazoa, Chordata, Actinopteri, Chaetodontiformes, Chaetodontidae. Gene Ontology annotation, cellular component: myosin II complex. The record is from RefSeq and is a predicted model, not a curated record. Gene Ontology annotation, molecular function: calcium ion binding.
AUGGCUCCGAAGAAAGUGGAACCGAAAAAGACGGAGGUGAAGAAAGUGGAGGCGAAGAAGGAGGAGCCUCCUCCUCCACCCAAACCUGCGGAACCAGAGCCCAAAGCUCCCGAGGUGGACCUGAAGAGCAUCGUGGUGGAGUUCGCUCCCGACCAGAUCGAAGAGUUCAGAGACGCCUUCACGCUGUUCGAUGAGACGCCCGCAGGCGAGAUGAAGAUCACCUUCGCUCAGUGCGGAGACGUCAUGCGAGCGCUCGGCCACAAUCCCACCAACGACGAGGUGCUGAAGCUGCUGGGGAGGCCGAAGGCAGAGGAGCUGCACGUCAAGCUGCUGGACUUCGACACCUUCCUGCCCAUGCUGCAGCACGUGGCGCGCUCCAAAGAGCAGGGCACCUUCGAGGACUUCGUGGAGGGCCUGAGGGUGUUCGACAAGGAGGGCAACGGCACGGUCAUGGGGGCCGAGCUCCGCCACGUCCUCUCCACGCUGGGGGAGAAGAUGACAGAGGACGAGGUGGACCGGCUGAUGGUGGGACAGGAAGACGCCAACGGACACAUCAACUACACUGAGUUCGUUAAACACAUCCUGGCGGGGUAGAAAAACUGACGGGUUCUUCCUCUGAUGGACGAGCUUCUGUCUGCUGUAUUAAAAAUGUUUCUGUACGUCUCUGUCUCUGGAAUAAAAGAU